Messenger RNA from Quercus lobata, 1182 nucleotides. RefSeq lists its product as uncharacterized. The transcript is spliced from 3 exons. Lineage: Eukaryota; Viridiplantae; Streptophyta; Magnoliopsida; Fagales; Fagaceae. The coding region runs from base 1 to 1182 and encodes 393 amino acids. Gene Ontology annotation, molecular function: RNA-DNA hybrid ribonuclease activity; nucleic acid binding. The record is from RefSeq and is a predicted model, not a curated record.
AUGGAGAUGGCACCCCCAAGAAAUGUGAAGGAGGUACAAAGCCUCAACAGCAAAAUAGCGGCAUUGAAUAGAUUCGUGUCAAGAGCAACGGACAAGUGCUUACCUUUCUUUUGCAUAUUGAAGAAAUCUUUCGAGUGGACUGCCGAGUGUCAGCAAGCAUUCGAGGAGUUAAAAGCCUAUCUAUCUUCCCCACCACUGUUAAGUCCCUCGCAACCAGGUGAAGAGCUUUUCCUCUACCUGGCCGUCUCCCUCGUUGCCGUCAGCACCGCCUUGAUUAGAGAAGAAGAUAGGGUGCAGAAACCCGUAUACUACGCCAACCGGACGCUUCGUGGAACUGAAGAAAGAUACCCGCCCAUGGAAAAACUCGCUUUUGCAUUAGUCACGGCAGCCCAGCUGAGCGAGUUUGACAUCCAGUAUCAACCAAGAACCGCUAUCAAGGGACAAAUCAUCGUGGACUUUAUAGCAGAAUUUACGAGCGACGAGGGCGAGGGGGCAGAGGAGGCUCCCCAGUGGAGCAUACAUACAGAUGGAUCAUCCAACAGACAGGCUGGAGGGGCCGACAUCGUACUACUCUCACCCAAGGGGGACACGGUUGAGUGUAUGGUCCGUCUAGACUUCCCCAUUACCAACAAUGAGGCGGAAUAUGAAGCACUCGUGGCGGGGCUCGAUCUUGGUAAAGCAGCAAGGGCCGAAAGCGUGAUCAUUUAUUGCAACUCACAGGUCGUUACUAAUCAAGUGAAUGGAGACUAUGAGUAUCCUGACGAUGUACAAAAAAUUGGCUCCGAGAACAACUGGACCACACCACUGGUUUCCUACUUAAAGAACGGCGUCUUGCCAGACGAGAAGGAAGCCACAAGAAAAUUGAAGGUCCAGGCAGCAAGAUUCGUCUUAAUGAAAGAUGUUCUGUAUAAAAGAGGUUUCUCUCAUCCAUUUCUGAGAUGCUUAGGUACGGAAGAAGCGGACUACGCCAUGAGAGAAAUCCACGAGGGUAUCUGUGGAAACCACUCAGAGGCACGGUCGUUAGUACACAAGUUGAUCCGAGCUGGAUACUACUGGCCUACAUUGUUAAAGGACGCACAAGCUUAUGUCAAGUCAUGCGAAAAGUGUCAGAGGUUUAGCAACUUCAUCAAGCAACCAUCCGAAGAGCUGACCCUGAUGACGGCACCUUGGCCGUUCGCUUAA